ACGAAAUAUCUGAUAAGACUUUCAUAAGCAGCAUCAACUGUCUUCUUCAUCAAUCAUGGCCAACUUGACCCGGAACGUGAAAUCAGGAAACGAAUGGACUCAGAGCGAGCUCUCUGCCUACAAUAUCCUAGUAGAAGAAAAGAGUUUGGCCGAGUUCUUCGGCGUUGAUGAGCUGCCGCCACUCGCCGAUGGCAUGAGCAUCUUCAGUGAAACUGAGGAUCGCUGUUCGGCCCCCGACGAUGAGACUUACAAGUUGCUCCUUUAUCUCGAUCUGGCCAAUCGCCCCAGGCCAGGGCAAGAAGCUUCUGUUCAAGUUUUUACAAAGGAAUUUCUCCAAAAGCUGGGAUAUGAUGCAGGACGGCGCAUCGUCAUGAUCCAGCAGAAGCUACCUUUUAUCGUCUGCGGUACAAAGUGCAGCGCUCAGACUGAUGUCUGCAUCCUCGAAGAAGACGAAAUCCUCCUACUGGUUCAAGAAAAUAAGCGCCUUGAUAUACCCGAUGAUCCCGAACCACAGCUGGUAGCUGAAGCUAUCGCUUCCUUCCAGCAUAACAAUAUCGUUCGUGAGAGGGACCUGCAUCUUCCAGCCCUUGAUGAGGCGAUCUUCCCAGCGAUCGCGCUCUACGGCACUUUCCCUAUUUUCUAUAAGAUAAAAGUUACCUCUACUCUUGUCGUCGCCGUUGGCACCGGUACUUAUCCUGUUGAUACCACCAUCGUCCAUCGUCACGUUCCCAAGCUUCCCCUUCGCCACAGCGACCCGGGAAUGAAGCCGCUCGAUAAUAGAAAAGCCCUUAUACGAUAUUUCCAAGUAUUCAAGCAAUUUAUUUGAGGUGUCGCGUGUGUGAAGAUGCAGUCCAUAUAAGCCUGAAUGCCGACUGGGAGAGGAGACUUUGUUUAUGUAGUUGUCUUCCUUGGUAUUGUACAACUAAUUGGCCGAUUUGUGAGUUGACACUUGAAUUAUAAAGCCCGAUUAGAAUUUUUUCGCACAGCC
Molecule: messenger RNA, 988 nt
Organism: Desarmillaria tabescens
Lineage: Eukaryota; Fungi; Basidiomycota; Agaricomycetes; Agaricales; Physalacriaceae
Exons: 2
Coding region: 56-826 (256 amino acids)
Source: RefSeq, a predicted model, not a curated record